Leptonychotes weddellii (Weddell seal) is the source of this 1385-nucleotide messenger RNA. The record is from RefSeq and is a predicted model, not a curated record. NCBI's taxonomy places the organism in Eukaryota, Metazoa, Chordata, Mammalia, Carnivora, Phocidae.
GUUUUUCAGUGGAGACUUUUGAGUUAACUAGGUAAUCAACCAUAACUUUCGCAAAUUAAAAUUACUGGGUCUCCUUUUAUGUCUUUUGUAUUUUACAGAAACAUGCUCUACUUCCUGUCAUUUCUUUUUUUCCCUGCGUGCACACACACCUUCCCAUCUCAUGGGUCAUCAUUUUAGAAGAACAGCCUCCCCUGCUAUGCCAUGCAGGUGGGGUACAGACUGGUCACCCAUGGCAGGACAGUGUCUGCCCCACCUGGGACGGCCAGUGCAGCCUGGGCUCUCUCCCUGUUGUGUCGGAAACUGUCGUCACUAACACAAAGCAGUGUGAGGGUGGGAGGCGCCAGGAAGCAGUCUGUCCCAGUGAGUGUGUCUGCUCCCUUCCUGUUCUUGGGGCCCUCCCGCCUGCUGACACCUUUGCCCAGAGACAGAGCAGUGUCCGAGCCUCCACCCUUAAAGCCAAGAUAAGUGGGCCACCAGCCCUCUAGGAGACAGAGAGAUGGGGACGCAUCAGGAGUUUCCAGAGUGACUCUUCCAGAAACAGCUUUUGCUGUGUGCCUGGCUCCGCCCGCUUCCCUGCGACACAGAUCGGUUCCCUCCGGGGUCCCCGGUGGAAGCAGCAGAGGGCGGAAGCCCCCUCCUCACUCCCUGGCCUGUCCCACCGUCGUCCGAGUCGACUGGGUCUGCUCCCACAUCCAAGGUUCAGUUCCCUCCAGGUCUCUGUGUCCCCACGGGUUUCUGAGGAACCAUCUCCUAGGGUAGAACUACAGUUCCCAGAAUGCCGUCUUCAGUUUGGUAUUAUUCACUUCCUGCCAAGCUGCUAACAGCCAGGUACAAACGUUUCCCGUCAAUGGGCAGAAAACAACCUUGAAGAACCUUGACCGAGUCUGGAGUUCAGAAAACUUACCAUCACUGAUGGAGCCCCCCACGAUGAACCCAGUGGUGGAGCCCCUGUCCUGGAUGCUGGGUACCUGGCUGUCAGACCCGCCAGGAGCCGGGACCUUUCCGACGCUGCAGCCUUUCCAGUACCUGGAGGAGGUGUACAUUUCCCACGUGGGUCAACCUGUGCUCAACUUCUCGAAGGUAAAACUAAGGUGUUUGUUUUGUUCUGCUCAGAUCACCCGAAAAUUCAGGCUGAAUUCUGAAGGCAAACUUGAACAGACAGUCUCCAUGGCGACCACUACCCAGCCCAUGACUCAACAUCUUCACAUCACCUACAAGAAGGUGACCCCGUGACCCCGAGUGUGUGUCGUGACCCUUCGGCUUCUCCGUAGAUGCUCGCAGCAGGUGCGGGUGUGGCCGCAGGCCUCGUGGGUUCCAGAGUAUUGCCAUGGGUUCCUGUAACGGCGUAGAAAAACCAAAUAAAAGGCCUUUAUUUUUAUGACUGA